UCUCUUCCUCCUGAAUUUCUUAUUAAUAUUUUGCCCUUUUCCCUCUCUCUUUCUGCAGAUUUCCUCGCAUCUUGAUCCAAAUCCAAUCUCUACUCUCCGAGGAGAGCGACGUCACUGAUAGCAUCUCUCUCGAUCAAACGUUGUUUUCGUGUUUAUUCCUUUUGUUCUGCUUCGAUCGACGACUCCUCGAAUUGCUGUUAGGGUUCUUCUGGAUUUGGGGUUUGAUCGCGCGCCGAGAGGAUGACGAAUGGGAAGCUGAUGCCAAAUCUCGAUCAGAACAGUACGAAGGUCCUUAAUCUCACUGUUCUCCAGCGGAUCGACCCGUUCGUAGAGGAGAUCCUGAUUACCGCCGCUCAUGUCACCCUCUACGAGUUCAGCAUCGAGCUCAACCAGUGGAGCCGUAAAGACGUUGAAGGAUCCCUAUUCGUCGUCAAGAGGAACACACAGCCCAGAUUUCAAUUUAUCGUGAUGAAUAGACGUAACACAGAUAAUCUAGUCGAGGAUCUUUUGGGAGACUUUGAGUAUGAAGUUCAGAUUCCCUAUCUUUUAUACCGAAAUGCAGCUCAAGAAGUAAAUGGCAUAUGGUUUUAUAAUUCACCUGAUUGUGAAGCAGUGGCAAAUCUCUUUAGCAGGAUACUAAGUGCAUAUUCCAAAGUGUCACCAAAGUCUAAGCUAACUUCUAAAAGUGAGUUUGAGGAGCUUGAAGUUGUACCUACUUCAUCCGUCAUUGAAGGUCCUCUUGAGCCAAUAACAUCAGUUUCUGCAGCCGCUCCUGAUGUUGCUGAUGAUGCAUUUGUGAACUUUUUCAGUAAUGCUACAAGCACCGGAAAUGCAUCAGAUGCAACAGUGAUCAGCCAGUUAUAUCUUGCUGCUCCACCUGUUCCUGUGACUACUCAUGCACCAAGUCAUGCAACAAGUGUCAAUCUGCCUGUUUUGCCAACCGUUCCAUCAAUUCCCAUUCCCUCUGCUUCAUCUGUUCCUCUAAUGAAACCCCUGGAUAGUCUUGAAUCUGGAAAUGGGAGUGGUAGCCAUGCUAUGAAUCUGGUGAAACCUUCAUUUUUCUCACCUGCUUUAUCUUCUGCACUGGUAAUGCCUCCAGUAUCAUCCGCUGCUCCUACAGCCCCGCCCCUCUAUUCUCCAGUUACACUGCAGCAACCAUAUGGAACUCCACUACUUCAGCCCUUUCCUCCACCUACUCCAUCUGCAUCGCUUACUCCUAGUCAAAACAUUGGACCAGUUAUCACAAGAGACAAAGUUCGUGAUGCACUAUUGAGCCUUGUUCAAAAUAACGAUUUUAUUGAUAUGGUUUAUCGGGAGAUGCUAAAUGCGCAUUAUUCGUUGUGAAUGAGCUUUUGCCAAAUGGAAUUUAGCUUGUUGCUUUAAUAUGGUUGCUAAUGAUGCAGUUUUUUCUUAUAAGAGCUAUUGUAAAAAUUGCCAAUCGAAGAUGAGGGACAUGGAACUUUUGUUUAUAUUAUUAUUUGGGGGUUGUAUAUGAGUGGGAACAUUUCAGUCUUAAAUUUGAUGUGGUACUCUUAUUAGCGGUAAUUAAUCUAAUAUUUGUUUUUGCAUUGAAA
Zingiber officinale is the source of this 1574-nucleotide messenger RNA. RefSeq names its product mRNA-decapping enzyme-like protein. Lineage: Eukaryota; Viridiplantae; Streptophyta; Magnoliopsida; Zingiberales; Zingiberaceae. The record is from RefSeq and is a predicted model, not a curated record. Gene Ontology annotation, molecular function: mRNA binding; enzyme activator activity. Gene Ontology annotation, cellular component: P-body. The transcript has 8 exons. Gene Ontology annotation, biological process: positive regulation of catalytic activity; deadenylation-dependent decapping of nuclear-transcribed mRNA; deadenylation-independent decapping of nuclear-transcribed mRNA. Bases 241 to 1344 code for a protein of 367 amino acids.